GGAGUGGGGCGAACAUGGCUGAAGGCAGCCGGGGCGGCCCAACGUGCCGCGGGAUGGACUGCGCGCAGGACCCGGUCUCCAGCAGUGGGAACUGCAACUUUCCAGAGUACGAGCUUCCCGAGCUAAACACGCGCGCUUUCCAUGUGGGCGCUUUCGGGGAGCUGUGGCGUGGCCGGUUGCGCCGGGAAGGGGACUUGUCGCUGAAGGAGCCACAGGCAUCCGCGUUGCCUGGGAGCCAAGGGGUCGCCGACUGGGGCCAGGAGGAUGCUGCGGUGGCCCGGGAUCUGGGCUGCAGCUUGGAGGCAGCAGCGGAGCUGCGGACGGUGUGCGGCCUUGAUAAACUGAAGUGCCUUGAGGAGGGUGAGGAUCCAGAUGUCGUCCCAGAGAAUACCGACCUAGUGACUUUGGGGGUUAGAAAGAAGCUUCUGGAACAGCGGGAAGAAACCAUAACAAUAGAUCGGGUCUGCAGACAAGAAACAUUUGCUUAUGAGAUGGAGUCACAUGCCAUAGGAAAAAAGCCUGAAAAUCCAGCAGACAUGAUUGAAGAAGGGGAGCUUAUCCUAUCUGUGAAUAUCUUAUACCCUGUUAUAUUUCAUAAGCACAAAGAACACAAACCAUACCAGACGAUGCUGGUGUUGGGCAGUCAGAAGCUCACAGAACUGAGAGAUUCAAUUUGCUGUGUCAGUGACCUCCAGAUUGGUGGGGAAUUCAGCAACACUCCUGAUCAAGCUCCUGAGCACAUAAGCAAAGACCUGUACAAAUCAGCCUUCUUUUAUUUUGAAGGGACAUUUUACAAUGAUAAAAGAUACCCCGAGUGCAGAGAUUUGAGCAGAACUAUCAUUGAAUGGUCAGAGUCCCAUGACAGAGGCUAUGGAAAAUUUCAGACUGCUAAAAUGGAAGAUUUCACCUUCAACGACCUGUAUAUUAAACUGGGUUUUCCUUACUUAUAUUGUCACCAGGGAGACUGUGAGCAUGUUGUUGUCAUUACUGACAUAAGGCUUGCGCAUUGUGAUGACUGCUUGGAUAGGACACUUUAUCCCCUUCUUAUCAAGAAGCAUUGGCUGUGGACCAGAAAAUGUUUUGUUUGUAAAAUGUACACAGCCAGAUGGGUGACGAACAACGACAGUUUUGCACCAGAGGACCCAUGUUUCUUUUGUGAUGUUUGCUUUCGGAUGCUCCACUAUGAUUCAGAAGGCAACAAACUAGGAGAAUUCCUUGCUUAUCCUUAUGUUGAUCCUGGAACCUUUAACUAAUAAUAACAAAAAAUGUACCUUGUGAAGUUACUGUCCUCUUGGAUGGUUACUUUAUUUCCAGAACAUGCCACUGAGGAACAGGAUCCCCCUGAAAUAAUCAGCUAGUUACCCACGCCCCUGCAAAAGUUGACAUCACAGGUCUUUUUUUUUUUUUUUUAAAUCACAGGUUUUCUUAUAAAGUACCUUGUGUUUAGAAAUCUUUUAGUAUUUAUUUCAAAAUGGGGUUUUUAUUUAGUGUGCCCAUUUUUAAGUAUGUUUAUCAUACUAAGUUGUAGGAGUACUUUAUAUUUUUUUGAAUACAAAUCCUGUCAGAUUCAAGUAUUCUGGUUUUUAGCCAGUCUGUGGCUUGCCUAAAUCAUUCUGUGUCCAGAGUACUUUUUGCUAAUCUAUAAUUAGAAAAAUUCAGUUAAUCAUACAUCAACUGGUGGAAGUGUUUUGAAAAUUCUUUGAAGAAUGUGAGCGCUAUACCUUGUACCAUAAGGCUUCCAAGGUAAAGAUCCCUUAAAUAUCCGUGAUAAAAAUGAGGGAGAAGAAUAAAAGUAGAUUU
This is a messenger RNA of Callorhinus ursinus (northern fur seal), 1800 nucleotides long. RefSeq names its product small nuclear RNA activating complex polypeptide 3 (gene SNAPC3). The record is from RefSeq and is a predicted model, not a curated record. Gene Ontology annotation, molecular function: RNA polymerase II cis-regulatory region sequence-specific DNA binding; core promoter sequence-specific DNA binding; RNA polymerase III type 3 promoter sequence-specific DNA binding. Gene Ontology annotation, cellular component: snRNA-activating protein complex. Gene Ontology annotation, biological process: snRNA transcription by RNA polymerase II; snRNA transcription by RNA polymerase III. Lineage: Eukaryota; Metazoa; Chordata; Mammalia; Carnivora; Otariidae.